Messenger RNA from Cherax quadricarinatus, 835 nucleotides. Lineage: Eukaryota; Metazoa; Arthropoda; Malacostraca; Decapoda; Parastacidae. The record is from RefSeq and is a predicted model, not a curated record.
ACAGUGGAGGAGUAAGGAGUCUCACUACCAUGAGGCAAGGGAUAUUCUCCCAGACCUCAGAGAGUAUGAUAUAAGAAAUCUUCACCCCAACACCUGGUAUGAGGCGAGGGUACUAGCAGCCACAGAGGCCGGAUACCCACCCCACAACGAACGCUUUUCCUGGGAAAAUAUCAAGAUGCCAAAGGUGGAUCGCAACCCACAACAUCCGGACAAGCAUAUCGAUUUUCAUCUCUCGGUCUUCAGUGACAAGCCGACGGAUAUUCUAGUGGAAUGGUCUCUAGCUCCUGCUCUACGGCCAGACGUCUUCACUUACGAAGUGGUGUACAACAGCACUGCUGAGACUACGUACCACAACAACACAGAAGCCUCCGCUACUUCCCUUGUCCUCGGUAACCUGGAACCAGACACGUGUUACACUGUGAAGGUGGAGCCUCACUACAAGGACAGACACGAGAGAGUUGGUGAAAGGCGCACUGGGCGCACUAUCUGUACUCUGGUACCUGAUCCAACCAAUCUUCCGCCACUUGAAUAUACAGACAAGAUUGGCAUCAAGAAAGUUAAGGUAAAGGUGUUAAACACAACGAGCAUCCUGGUCUCCUGGCGUCCCAAGGGUAAGAGAAUCACGCCGGAUUUCUUCACUGUAGAAGUCGCCAGUCUGGGACAACAGAGGAGUGAGAAAGCCUCUCCGUACACCAUAAACGGUGGUGGUUUAGGCCAGGACGUGGGUGAGGACGGAGUGGCCGAGCAUACAGCAAUUUAGGAGCCUCAGGUCGUAGCCCUAGGGAGCAAGAUGUGAGGGACGAUUACGGGAAGAGUUACCACGACGACUACGACA